Gryllus bimaculatus (two-spotted cricket) is the source of this 543-nucleotide messenger RNA. Lineage: Eukaryota; Metazoa; Arthropoda; Insecta; Orthoptera; Gryllidae. The record is from the annotation of a GenBank genome assembly.
AUGGACACGCGAGCGCCUGCCCGAGAAGAAGGCGGCGGCGGUGGCGCGAGGGGGCUCUUCCUAAUGGCGGCGGUCGCCGGCCUCCUGGCCGUGGCGCUCGCCGGCCCCGCCCACCAAAAGCACGACAGAGACGCAGCACGUGUCAUGCGGGUAGGAGCAUCAUCAAGCAACAAUGUCAAUAACAACAAUAAUGAUCAAGAUGCUAAUAACAACUAUUCUGUGUCUUUUGUUCCAUUGUUUAGCUUAAUUGCAAAUUUUCUUCCAAAACUCCUGCAACGAUUUGCCAUUAAGCAAACCAACAGCAGAAGUUUAGGAACAUUAAAUGAUAAGAAGGAUUUACUUGAAAAUAAGGGAAUCUUCUGUGGACCUGAAAGUAUUGGACGUUGGAAAGAUAUAACAGAUUGCCAUCAAUACUAUGAAUGCAGAGUUAAUCAAGAUUCUCCACCUGGUUGCCAGACUGUUCUCUCUCGAAACAAUCCAACCCAAAAGACAGCGAAUAAAGAUAUCACAAAGAUUGUCCUGCAUAUAUUGGACUACACAUAA